AUGGUACGGUUUGCUGCGCCAGUUAUAUCCAGCGCAGCUGUGGCACGAGCUUCUCAGGUUAACCAGCGAGCGAGAACUCGAUUGAACUCAGAACUUUCUGAUGUUACGAAUACGCGGAGUGGAAGGCCAGUAAGAUUGCCUUCUCUCUAUCCUACAAUAUCACUUCAAUCUUUACACUCGCGAGAAAAUGGCCUAGACUCUGAUCAAUCAACAGGAGCACCUUCUUCGCAAGAUAACAAUCAUGAACCAAAGCAAGGGGCCAAAGUUAAAAGUUCUUCUUUGGUGGUCGGAGCUGCCGGCAUUUUGAGGACUGCCACGGCGUUCGCUGUAGAUAACACAACAGCAGAAGCAACAGUUCAACAAGCAGAAGAACAAAUAGAAGAGCCAAAAUGCGAGGUAAAUAACUUCCGUAUCUGGCUUCUUUACAUUUCUUCAUCGGCUCUAAUCGUGGGCAUGCCUAUGAGCGUGUUUAGCACAUAAAAUUCGAUUUUUUUUUCUGUCGCAUGGUAUAUUGGCUUUGUAACUUUCUUGUUGUCAUGUAAGGUGGCGACCAAUUGAGUUAAAAACAUUGAUAUCUAUUAUGUCAGGUCAGCUGUUAAUUUUCCACUCUUCCUUAGUCUGCAGGCAAAAUAAAGAUAUCUUAUGUUAUUUUUCUUAAACAUUUGUGUUCUUCAACUUCCGACGCUAGAGUUUAGGAGAAAAAGCUUUAAGCUGGCUGCUGCGCUUUGUAUUAAACCAAGCUGUUUUAUUCUUUGCCAUUUCCUCCGUCAUAAAGCCGACAGCCUUAAUUGUUUCACUGUUUUCCGUAAAUAUGCCCGCUUCAAGCUAAUAAAAGGCUUUUUCUCGGCAGGCUAGUCAGUAGUAAGUUCAUUUAUGUUUUUUCUAGCUCUUGUUUCUGUUUUGUGAGAAUUUUGUGCUUUUAAGUUGCUGAUUACUUUUUUAGUGUGUGAUCAAUUUCUCAGUGUAUCCAGUCUGUUUUACCUACAAUUAUUUGGUGUAUAUCGGCUUCUACUCAAUGGAGAAGUCUUAGGAGCAGUAAUUGUAAGAGCAAUUAUUUUUACCAUUGAAAACUCAAAACGAUUUACAAUAUAAUCGAGGCCAUCUUUUCAGAUCUCGUUCUGUUAGAACCUUGUACAAACGCUCAGCUUGAGCACGUGAAUAUUCACAUUGAAAUCGAGUGUUUCGGUUUGGGGAUUUUCCUUAGGACCGUUAUAAGAUACAUGAAAGCACUCAUAAAAAAAUCCCCUUUUCGAUCUCAAAAUGAUAAGUCGGUAUCAAACUAUAUGUUCGGUACUACUGUGAAUGCUAGAAACCAUGUAGUAAGGCUCUUUUAACAAGGAACACAAAAGUUUAGUCUUCCCCUGGUUACCAUGGCAGCAGGCUACUUCUCUUUCCUUUCUCUUCAUGACACGGCAGUUUUUACGUAAAAAUGUUGUUGUAUCUUCAUCGAUAAUUAUUUAUAUUUUUGUCAAAUUUAAGGGUUGUUCAAACCUAGGAUAUGAAGACAUGAAAUACGACCAAACUCUUUUUUAUCCCUGCUUUAUUACCGACGACGUAAGCUCCAGUCGUAUAUUAAAGUCAUUCUUUGCUCGUACAAAAUUUCAAUGCGCUCAAUUCAGGAUAGUUAACAAAUCAAGUUUGUUUUAUGUAACGGGAUUUUUUUUCUUUAUCGAACGGCUUUUUGAAUCCAUAAAAUGUUCGUUAAGAUGUCUACAGUAGCUACAAUCUGCUACGCUGAAGAAGCAACGUUUACUGACGCACUGAAGAGAAGCCGAAUACUGUUUACAUUUCCUUUUGUUUUAAUUCAAAUUAAAUAGCAGGAUCGCAUUCUGAACACAAUUUUGAAUUGCCUUCUAAAGUUCCCCUCGUCUUUGAAAAUAUUUUAGUCGUAGCUUUAAUGGUCAUGUUUGCCGCUAUUUAAUUAUCCACUGUGCCUGCAGUGGGUUUCAAAUCUAGAAAGCGAGGUGUUAUAUUAACAUGUAAAUGUUUAGUUACAUUCGAGCAACGUCUGUGUUAUAAUCAGGAUUCAUAUCAGCUGCCGACUGCGUGCAUUAAUGCGUUUUCUGCGUGCAUAUGUUUAUUUUAAUUUUGAAAGGUGUUUUAAGCUCUUGAAAUAACAUAGUGUGUUUGUUUCCCUAGCUUUUUUAAAAAAACUGGUUUUGGCUCUUAACUUUACCGUCCAACCCGUUCGGACUCGUUCAACUACUACUUCAACAAAUACUCGAUCAACGACAUCGAUGGUAUUAUCGUGUUGAUUUGAAAAUAACUGUUUCAUGUGAAAAAAAUCUUUUGUCAAACUGUACGGAUUUUUAGUUUGAGCAACAACCAGCCAAAGUCCUGAAACGUCCGACAACGAACACUUUCGUCAAGAACUAAACUGAAAUUUGAUCAGUGUUAAGCAAACUUGACAGUUUUUCACUUUAUAGCAUUAGAUCUGACCAAGUUACUCAACUUAAUUGCCUGUGAAAAUGGGUUGGUCUUUCCAGUUAAUAUUAUGCAUUAAUUAAACUAACCCAAAUAGAAGGCUUACAAUUCAAACGAAAUCAUCAUUUCUUUAAAAUGGCCCAGUUGUCGCAGUAUAGUCGAGAUUUCUGAGACACAUCUUUGAUUCUCUUUUUAAAACUAUUAAUCAAGCUACAAAUAAACUUGAACCUUUGAGAGAAAUAAGAUAUCUUUCCAACAGCGUUUUAAUAGCUGCCGACUUUUACGAGCAGUUUGUGUCAGUUGCUCUUUUAAAAAAAAAGAUCAAAGAAACGGUCGUUUAGUUUUUGGUACAAUUUGUUUCAAAUCGCCUCUAAUUGAUCUUACAAAGAACAUAAGAAGGCUGGAGACGAAAUUUCGCACAGAUCCAGCCAAGUCAAUUGUGUUUACGAGGAAAGAGUUAUUAGUUCUGAUUUCCAUGUAGUCUUUUGGAUCGCCUCUUUGGGACAAUCAUGACAUUUCGGACAAAAAUAUGGAAAACAAGGUUGAAGGAAGGUUGAAGCAUGAUUCAUGAUUAUGACCCAGGCGCGGGCCGGCCGUCACCACCCACCAUAGAUCCUAAGCCGGUAACAGAAAUAGAUCAAGAUUAAAAAAAAACUUUUUUAACACUUAAUGUAAUACUAAUGAAAAGAUGAGACACUGAAUUGAGAAGCAACAGUUGCGGAAUAUAUCACACGGACUGAGUCUAUUAAUCACGCCGUUUCAGCUGCGCCGGUUUUUUAUUUUGAUAUCUUUUGCAUCCCUUUUAUGAUAAUUCCCUGACAGUUGCUUUAUUUCAAGAGAUAUGAACAUAUCGAAACGUAUAUACUUCUUCCCAAGUCUCAACAACCAAAUCAGAUUUAUAGUACUAAAAGAAAAAAAAAUCAGACAAAGUGAGUACUAUUACCGACACUAAAACGCACGAGCUCUUCUCACGAAAACAGUUAAUUUUUCGAACUAUCAAAAGUAAACAAAAAAUAUAUAAAAUAAGGCUAAAGAGAUCUAAUAUGCUAAAUUGUGUGGUAAUUUUUGUUAUGCUUUAACAAAUACCGUCAUGUAACCAGAAGGUUUGAAAUUAGGGUGUACUUUAAAAAGUCCUGUCAUAGUCUUGUUUUUAGGUUCACUCAAGCCCACCACUAAAUUGCGAUUUACAUUACGAUUUGCAUCCUUUUCUCGAGAAACUGAAGAUGCGAUCGUUAGGUAUAGAUUAUAACAUUGAAACUUUAUUGUGUCAUUGGGAUGACAACACCCUUCUGUCUUUUUUUUUUCUUAAACCAGAUGUCUGGUUUUACGGUGUUCUAGAGCUCACCUGGGCAACAAAAUUUUGCGGAAAAAAAUGUCAAGUUUAUUAUUGGAGAGGCUAAAUAUAAUCGCUUUCCCGCCUAAAGUGACAAAAAUAUUACGACCAUUUUAACUGCAACGGGUCAGCUUUUAUCAACAUAAACCACACAAUCGGUUUGGCUCUAUAAUACGACCGAGUUGGCCGCAAACUGUCGAUUUCAUUAACAGGUUUUCUAAUGGUUUUCGAAUCGAUUGACGGCACGCGCACUCGUUAGGCAAUCUUCCUUAACUUUAAAAUGGGUUAAUGCGAUAUUCUUUUUCAUUAGAUUUGUUGAAAAAGGCCUUUAAAUGCUUCUACCAGUCUGGAAGCCUGCUUAAAAUUCCAGCUUUAAUCUAUUUAUAUGCGCGAAAUUAAUUCAACUGGAGUCCAAUACGCGAAACCUUCAGCACCUUUUACCAUCGCGGCAGGUGCGACGUCUACAAUGGUUUCCAUGGUGAUAAGAACCUUCUACGUCAUAAAACUUUACACCGAAGAGUCUUCGUUUACGGACCAUAAAGUUGUACCACGUCUGAAAGUCGCUUAACCUAGGAGAAAAAAGACAGAGGAGUGAGAUAACAGAUUUGUCGGUAUUUGGUAUAUUAAUAUGUUUGUCUCCUCGUCCAUGAGAAAAUAAGUGGGUAAUCGGACCGCAAUAUAGUUUUAACAACUUGGUACGACAGUCUUACCAUGAGGCGGGCUUUUAAUUUGUUUGUUUCAGUGCUGUGGAGCAGGAAAAUAUUAUUAAUUUUAGGAUUGUAUUAGCCAUCAGGGACUCAACAGGACAAAAAUCGGAGGUCACAUUCAGAUCUUGAUGAAGCAUUUUAAAAAUGCAAUUUCGGCUUAACCGCAACCAUGAAAUCGAGCGCAAGUUUUAGAAUAGCGCCGAAGACUUCAAAUCUGAGCACUAACGCAAGCAAAAGGAAUAUUAAUCAUAGCUCAUCAGGGACGUCUAUAAAUGGGAUUUCCCUUAAUUCAAGUUCAAGUGAAACUCAAACAUGCCACAACUUCGUGCCGAUAUCAGGAGAAUAUCUUGGACAACCGCUGGAGGAUUUCGAUUCCCCGCAAACAAAUGUAAGUCAAAUAAUUUCGCUAAAUAUUGAUCUUACGUGAAAUUUAAGUUGAAUUUCUUCCGGCUUCCCAGAAGGUUAACUCUGAAGAAAUCUAACAAGGCAGAAAAUCUUGUGGCUGAAUCGACCGAGGCCUUCAUACAAAUAUGUCUUGAAUACCUUAUCAUUCAUUUCCCUCCUUUGUAUUACUUAUAAAAGGUAACUGGUGGAAAAAUCGAUGUUGUCGAUCUCAUCAAUUUUUGACCUCAGAUUUUCCAAAAAAAAUGUACAUAACUUUACGGCAAUGUGAUGCGAUAUUCCACCUUGCGUCAAAAUUGUUGGUGGUAAUUCUAUGGUUUUAUUUGAAAUUAGAGAAUUUUAUAAACCAGGGAACGAAAGUAAAUUUAUUUUGGUUAUAUAUAGAAAAGCUGUAUUCUGUUUCAGGCAAAAUCUAUUUUCAAUGUAGUUUUUAAAACCAUGUUCAGCUCCAAAUAGAAAUGGAAAAUAAAUAAAUGUAAGGUAGACUUUUAUUGUUAGUUAGAAAACAAACAGUUUUGGACGAAAAUUGAUUUAAAACUGAAAAAAAUCCGCUUGAAUCACUUAUGUAAGUGAAUGUAUCUGAAUGCUACUUGUCGCGGCGAGUUUUAUUUCAAUAAUUUUUACUGAGGAGAUGAAACCCUAAACUUACUUCUUCCUAGUGAUUUUAUUACGUAAUGUUACUUAUUUUAAACCAAUGUAAAGAGAAAGCUCAUCAGUUCGUGAUGAGAUCUAUGAUCCUUGUGAGUCAGUAUUUGACUAAUGAAAAAGCAGGCCUCUUGCCCGCGGUAAAUCCUGCCGGCAAAAUUCUUUUCUUCGCAUUCAACGUACAUAAAUGAGGAAGAAACGUUUUUUUUUUAAAUAAGCAAGACCAAACCUUGUAAGAUAUUUAUUAGUUUCAUAUUUAGUGCCAAAGUAACUGUUUAGCGUUGUUAAGGAAUAUUUUCGUUAAAUGCAAUUGAAAUAUUUAAGCCGGCUGUGCCAGACCGCGGAAUUCAUUAUGAAAAGACAAAUUCAUACAGUUUUGCCUUAUUUUUCCAAUACUUCUAAAAACCCUUCAUUUAAAAUGCACAAUUGAGAAUAUUAUCUGCUACAGUUGAAAGUUACACAAGUCGUGUCGAACUUGGACUACAUUGAGAUAAAACAAUUAAACAGAUUCACAAUCAGUUGAACUAGGAGUUAUUCAGAUGCAAAUGAAAUAGUGCCGUAAAUCUUAAAAUAUUUAUGGAAGAUGCACUGAAGAGAUUACCCCUUCCUUUCAUAAUUAUAAAGAGCCUUAUUAUUCAAUUCCUUUCAUCAAAAAUGGAUUUUGACAUAAUGUUUUCUCAGUUGUGUCAGUAUAGUUUUUGUACGUUCACUCUUCAGACUUUUCCAUUAUGAACCGGAAAAUAAGUGAUAGAAUGAAUAAGGUUAUGAUGUAAAUAAAUUAAAUGAACAAACGCAUUUGCUGUUGGCUUUGGCUACUUAAAUUUGAAAAAGAUCAUUUAGGCUGUUUACAUAUGUAUCUUUUUUCUUGCUGUGUUUUCUUUGUAUUUUUUGCGCGAAUAAUUAUUUGUCGACUCUUUUUAAAAUUUGAUACUAUUGUAUUUCAUAAAACAUUAUGUGAGUGAAACGAACGAGAUUCCAAUGUUGAGAUAAUAUCGUCUUACAAAUAGCUUUUUUUUUGCGUAAACUACGCACAGUAAGUCAAAUCUGUCAUUUUUUUGUCACUAUCCAAUAUAGAUGCGGCGCAAGCACAGCGUGCGCCAGCGUAUUGGUCAAAUUGUUUUUCAAGUCUCCUCAGCCACAGCAUCGAUUGAUUAAAUAAACAUUACACGUCUUGGAGACACAGAGAUCAAGUAAUUCUAAUCAAUCAGAAUUAAUCUAAUAAAAUCCGCAUUUCGUCCCUUCCGUUACCUAAUACAAUCUUUCUGAAUGUGCUUAAACUCGUUAAAUUUAUUAAAUUAAUCUACAACCUAAUCUCUCGGUAGAGGUCGUACAGCGAAUACUAUAAGAGGCCUUCUCCUACUACAUGUCCAGAUUAUAAAGGUUCAGAUUGAAGAGGACUUAAUUUGCAAUGUCAAUUUGUCUCGCUUUAAAGUGCCUCUAAUUAAUACCUUGUACUACUGAUUUGCUCUUGCUACCUUGCUUGUGUAUUCUCAGUGUGUUUCUGAAAUUAAUAAACAAACCCUUUUCAGAUCGCUGCUAGUAAGUGGAAGAAAACACAGCUAACUGAAGAUCAUGAUUAUGCUGCAAAAUAUGACUGACAUUUAGACGACAAACGAGCUAUAGAAACUUUUAAUUACAACCCUCCUAUUUACCAAAAGUACCCUAUUCAAUUUAAUGGCUUGUAUUUGCGACCAACCAGUAUGCAGAGCGUUUUGAAUAAGAGUACUGCAGCCCUUUACCCUUUAAAUCUCUCAACAUCAAAAACAUAUCAUAACCCCACCACUACGGAACAAUUUCUCAUGCGCUUCUUUAUCUUUCAAUGGCUUGGGCAGUGCAGGUUCGCCUCUACUCAAAUAGUUUGAGGCCUGGGUCUCAUAGGUUUACCUCUGAUUUUUGGCUUUAAACUUCGUCAAAGAGAAUUGGUACAAAAAACCUUAACUUAGCAUUUUACAUGUAAAGUACAACUAUCGCUUCAUUUAGUCAAGUGAUACGUCAUGUGACCACUUUACUUAAAAUCGUAAAUAACUGAUAAGUUUAAGACAAGUUUUAGUUUGGUGACGCGUUUAAGAAAAGAAGUCAAGUAAUAACAUUUUUGCGAUUCAAAUGUUUCAACGCUUCACUUUUGGAUUGACCGUCCAUUGCAAAUCAAUAACAAAUUAUGACGACAAACGUCAUUUCUAAGGCUCAAAUUCAGUCAGAUUAAAUAAUUCAAAACUUUCAUUUUAAACUUUGGUUACAUUCAUUCCAAACGUAGAAAGACAAAUUUUUUCUUCUAUCGUAAACCCUAAUUCAUUUAACAAUCCAAAGCAAAUUUGCUAUCAAUUCGCCGAUUUCCUUCACUUUUAUUUUUUGACCACUUGACAUAUCUGGGGAACAUUUCAUCUUUUUCUAGUUAUCUAGAGAGAUCUAUUGUGAAACAGUCAUAUUUGCUAAACACCCCUUUGACCCCGGGCCUAAACCUCUUUCGUACGUUUACACUCCCAUUUGACAUAGUUGUUUCUCGUAUCAUUGGUGGGUUUUGAAAUAACUGCUCGUUACUUUCAGCGGGUAAUUAGUAGUUCUAACCGGUUUGCCUUUGAUGCCAUCUCGUGCCCUAAGCACAGGAGGAUAUUUAGAAGAGAGAUAACGAGGUUUUGUGUUAUAAUGUAUGUGGUGAGGUUGUGUGUUACAUAUUAUUUUCAAAGGCGAAGCCUCUAUUCUCAGUUUAGCUUCUUAACAAGUGUUGUUCAUUUCCUUUCUUUUUCAGACAUUUUUGAUAGUUGCCAACCGCCUUGGUAGGCAAUACGUGUUUAGAUUUAGCAAGGAGAAAUCGUUGUAUUUAUUUGGGCCGCUCAAUUCAGUGAGGAGAGCAAUAAUUAUUCUUAUCACAAAUCAGUAUCCUUUAAUUAAUUCCAAAAGCUGCUGCUUAAGCCCUGCUUAAGCCUCGGGGGAAGGGGAGGGGAGAUAUUUAUGUAUCUACCUUAUACUGAAUGAAGAACACUUUACGUUUCACCUACGGUACAAACAUUCUGGUACAUGUGCGUUUGCUAACCGUAAAUAUGAAGAACUGUCUUACCCCCAAAAUCAGAAAAUGUGCGACCACAUUCUAGUAACUUAAUCGAAAAUGCGACCCCAUUAUAGUCAAUCCAGUUGUGAAAAAGCGACCUCAUCCAGCGGCACAUCUCCAUUAGCCUCUUAUAAGGAAGUACCCCCCGCCCCCUCCCGGGGCUUAAGCUAGCCAGAAAAUAGCAUAUAUUUUUUUUAACCUACAUUCCUCCGUUGGAUUCUCUAGCCUGGAUUCUGUUUCUUGCUUAGGCCUCUUUACCCGAGUCCCCAGUAGUUUCUGUAGUAAUUGAUGGGGAUGGUGGUGUUUGGCCCCAUGCUCAACCCUCAACCUGAAGUCGGGACUCUUCUCCGUUACCCGGCAAUCCUGCAUGGUUAAACCAGACUGAUAUCUCAGCCAGGCUCUUAGGAUCAUUGAAGACUCUCAAGUUCCACAAUCUUUACGAGGUGACAAUACCGAGGGUGUUUUGAGGCAUUUAAAAGUGGUUAGGGACCUAAGUUAUUGGUCUCAAUUGUUUGCGACAUUAUGAACUGUACGUUUUUCUAUUUACAAUGUACCUACCUAUACACACUUUUAACCACUUCUUCAAUCACCUUUGGCUGUUAUGUUAAAUAAUUAUGCGUUGAUUUUGUAUUCUUUUGUAUUUCCUUAACUUGCCUACAGAUUUUUUGAAUUUUUUAUACUUCUAACUAUAAUUGUGAAUUGCAUUUUUCUUGCCAUAAAGAAUGCUCCAGAGGAACCAGAGUAAGUUCAUCCUUCUACAAAAUCGUUCAUUCUUAUAAUAAGAACCCAAAUCUAGCCUAUGACAGCCAAUCUAACUAAAUAAACCAAUCAGAAGUAAUAUUUGGAACCCAAGAAGGAAAAACCGUUCAACCAAAUAACGGCUGAUCCGAACCAAGGGCAGCAAAUUAAAGUAGUUCAGCUAAUUAGCUCCGUUAUUUGUAAAAAUACUUUAACUGAUUAGAGGGCGAGGCUGUUUUUAACGAAUUUGUUUUAACUACUAUAACUGUAAGGUAAAGUGGGGCUGAGUGCGUCGGUUAUUUGAUUCUUGCUUUGGGCUAGCCCUUUUAGCCAUUUCGUUGUCCGCGUUUCCCAAACGGCUAAAGAAUACAACGAGUGCGACGUCAUGGAAGCAGCUAAAGCUUGAUUAACUCACAUUUUGUCUACCAUAGGUACAUAUUUGCGGCAAUCUACACUGUUGAAAUGAUUUUAAAGAUUAUAGCAAAAGGAUUCUGCAUGCACAAAUACGCCUACCUGAGAGAUCCAUGGAACUGGUUAGAUUUUGUUGUUGUAAUUCUUGGGUAAGUGCUUUAGUUUUGUUUUAUUUAAUGCACUGACAUUUCGUGGGUGGGCAUUGUUGCAGAAAGACAUGCAGUUAGCAAAAAUGGCAUAGUUUUAAUUUUCAGUCUGUGUGUGGCAUUUGGGAAUGCACGAACCAAACACUCAUUUCUUUAGCUUUUGGUAAAGUGGUUUUUAUGUUUGAGUGACAUCCGUUGCUUCUCCGGUGUAGGCAUCAGUAAAUGUAGCCAAAAGAUAGAACAGUUAGGGAGCUUAAGCAAAAGCGUUUUUCAGCGACGCAACCGAAAGUGAGACCUUUUCCUUUGUAUUAUGCAUUAACGCCACCAAAUUUGCAGACAAAUGCAAAAAGUCAGCUUCCGGUUGACGCACGUCUCUCAAAAACGUCUUAACUUAAAGUCUCUAAUACGAAACCACCACGGCGACGGCAACGGGAAUUUCAAAAAGCAAUAGGUUCAACGAGCAAAACAACAACUCUACACGUGCAGCACGCUUUUUUGGACAUUUCUUUGCCGUCCCUGCACAACUACGACGUAAAAUGACCAAAAUUUAAGUUUACUUGGGAACGGGAACGGCAAGGUGAUAAUUUCUGCCAUCUCUUUUUGAACUCGGGCUCGGCCCCUUCUCUUCAGCUCUAACGCAAAUUCCCUUUUUUUAAGUAACUUAAGCCCCUAGGGAUAAUUGCGAAAAAAAGGUGACAGGAUGCGAAACCUUUUUAUCAGCGACGUUUUCAUAGACGUCGCCGUUGUCGGAUCGUAAGGUCCCUAUUACCGAGAUGUUGAUGGCCCCAGAUAUGACGAGGGGGAAAUGGAUUGCAACUUGGGAAAAUUAGAUCAACUAAUUUUAAACAGCUUUCUUUGUGUCGCGGCAAAAAGCAGGAAAAUAAUAGUUACGUAAUUUUUGCUAAAAAAAUAGCUGUGCGUUUCAGAGAAAUGCUCACACUUUUAACAAACUUAUGUCGAGAAUUUUCACGGUGUUUUCUUUCAAGUAACUAAUUUUGUCUUUUCUCUUUACAGAUAUAUAACUCUUAUACCAAAUGUUUACAAUUUGUCAGGAAUUCGAACGUUUAGAGUUCUUCGAGCACUUAGGACCAUAUCCACUGUAGAAGGUAAGAACUGAAAAAGUCUUUCAUCUUUCAAUUUUCUUUAUUUCCAAAAAACAAACUUAUAAAGAGUUGAGAAAUGUGGAGGCUUGUCAACGAAAACCCACUGAGUUAAAGAGAAGUCACAUCAAACCCGUUUUCAAAUUAGACCAUUUUACGGUUGUGGGCCAAGCUAGGGAGGGUUGUGGCCUUAGUACCCUAGCCUUCGAGUGAAUGUGAGGCUGAUAAAAGCUUCCUUCUUAUCUAAUGGAAAUAAUUAUUGAAAAAACCUAGUCAGCAAGAAAACAACAUGAUUUACAUAAGAAAGCCGUAAGGGUUGUCUCAAAACAAGGUCAACUCCAGCCUCGUUUCCAUCUGUAACUGUAAAUGGACUAUUGGCUAACAUUCGUUGUCAUCUAUAAAUUAAUUUCGUGGAAACAAGAAGCAAGAUAAACUGCGGGUGAGUAAGUAGAUAAAUCAAUAAACAAAUAUGGAAAUAGAUGACAUUAAAUUAACAAUAAAUAUAACUAAUACACCAACAAAACUCUUUCUUGAUAAUAAAUUAUUCAUAAUGUAAAUUAUGAACAAUGGAAUGUAAAGAUAUUUGAAAGAAAAAAAUUUCUCCAGAGUAAUACCACAUGACCUACAUCUGGGGCAAAACAUAAAAAGAUUAAUAGGUCUAUUGCCUAAGGAUGCUGUUUUGUUUGUGGAGAGUAGAUGGCCAUUUAUAUAGUCCAAUGAAAAGCUGCACAUCAAAGGAGUAUCUACAGUCCGUCCUUAAUUGUUUUUUAGGCUCUGAGCAUUGGUCCUGUCAGCAAUCGAAUAUCGAACUAAACAUCGUAGCCAUGCAAUCGCUGAUGCUUCAGUGGUUUUAAGGGUCUCCCUUAAGAGACGUUUUACUAAAGUUACAUAAAAUCCGGAUUCCUUAAAUGCAUAGCCUGCGAGAGCAUCCGGUUUUUUCGGCUAAAGUUUCUAGUUUCACUCGGCGGGUUAAACUAGAAAGUUGAGCCGAAAAAACCGGAUUCUCUCGCAGGCUAUCAAAUGCACGACUAAUAAUUGUUUUAUCAUUACGAUGUUUAGCUAAAACUGAAUCCGAUUUCAUUGUUUAACACCACGUACCACAGUCCCUUACAUAAACCAAUGACGCAGCUCUUUAACACGUCUUAUUUCUUUUAGGUUUAAAGACGAUGGUAAACGCCUUGCUCAAGUCCAUGUUGAUGCUUUCAGAUGUCUUGGUUCUAACACUAUUCUUUCUCUGUAUUUUUGCCUUGGUCGGGAUGCAACUUUUUGUUGGUCAGCUGAGAAAUAAAUGUGUUGCUUCACCCCCACCCCCUACCUCAAUAACCUACAACAAAUAUAUUACCAAUCAGAGUAAGUAUUACAUCAAUCCAUUUUGAACAAACAGUUGAGCCUUAAGCCACGUGCAAACGGACGAAACGUUGUUGGGAGUUGUUGCGCGUCCGUUUGCGCAGAGCUAAAAGUUUGACCAGUUUUAACAUUUGUGCAACAACUCCUAACAGAUAGCAACAACAUGAAACAAGGUGUGCAAACGGGCUCAACAUGUAACAUUUAACAAUGUUGGGAGUUGCUGGCCAACAAUGUUGAGUCCGUUUGCACGAGGCUUUAUACUUUAGAAAGCUGAAAAAAAUAUUGGCUAUCCAGAUCUUUGUGUUGAUAUCAUCAGCCGGUCAUGGUCUCUUGGAAAUUUGUAAUCCUGUAAAGAUGAACAGAAGCUUGUUUUCAAAUGACUGCUUCAGAAAACAACGCGUAGAGCAACUAAGUUGAAAGGUAUUCCUUAAGCUACGUGCAAACAGACGCAACAGCUACCAACAUUGUUGGCCCUAAACUGUGAAAUGGUGAAUUGUUGGCCCUAAACGUUGGACCGGUUUCAGACUUUGCGCAACAACUCCCAACAACACGAAACAAAAUGCAACGACAUGCAACAACGUGCAAAGGGUGUGCAAAAGGACGCAAAAUGUAACUUACAACAAUGUUCCAUCCGUUUGCACGGGGCUUUUUAAAGUUCCUUUUUUCCGGCGGUUGGUCAGUUCACCUAAAUAUAAUUAACUGCGGCUAAAAACAGUUUUGGAUAGUCUGUUUAAGAGUUUUUGUUUAUAAUCGUCUUAACCACAUAUUUUAUGGCUCUUUCUACUUCAUGGGUUGCGUAAGACAGUAAGAUAAAGUUAUUGGACGGUUUAAAACGAGAAUAUAUGUUACUGACAUAGUAUGGAUGCCUGAGGUGGUGCCAGGUGGUAUGUUUUACCGAUUUAGAUGUAUGCCUUAUUGACCAAGCGCGAGGUCAAGAUGGCUGAAUUUUUGCCAAGUUCUUUAUUUGCGUUCGUGUAGAACAAGGACAAGGUCGGGGUCAAUAUAACCGUCAUCUUAGCCGAACAAUUGCAUGGUCAAAAAAAGAAUUAAUUAUAUGGCCAGGAAGACUUUUUUUUGCGGAACCAAUUUGGGAAAUCCCAAACGGGCAAGAUCAGAUCCAUCAAGCCCGUUCAGAUGGCUAAUCAGAAAACAGGAUUUGCUUCAUCUAGAUAGCUCGUGGAGCCACCCGUUAGUAAAAGAGGGUAAACGGACGAGUCAUCGAAUGAAGUAAUCACGAAAUUGAAACUUGAGUUUGCCAAAGUAGAUACUGUAACUAUUAGAACAAAUGUGCUGCAUGAUUUUUAAAAUAGCUCAUUAAAAAUUGUUUUUUGUAAUAGGUUUCUGGCAUGACGGGAGCAACAACAAACCUCUUGUUUGUGGAAAUUCUUCAACUGCAGGGUAUAAAAUGAUUAUUUCGUAAUUUUUUAAGGGAAAAUUUGAGCCCUUUCCAACCACUUCGCACGCCACGAUUACAUAUCAAAGUGUACGCUAAAUAACACGUGUUUUUAUGUACUCUUUCAGAAGUCGAUUACUCUUAUAAAUACCUCUAGUACAGUUUUCCAUCAAUAAAGCUCUAUUGAAAUUCUUGUGUCCCAGCCGAGAGUGACAAAGUUAAAAAAUCCAAUCACACGAAAGUUUUCUGAAUCGGCUUACACAGCUUAGACCGGCCUUCACUUGCAACUGCGAUUGUAAAGGUCUUAUCUGCCGUCAACGAAGUUUAACCUUCCCUGUAAUGGAUAAUUUCAGCAAUUGAAUGAGUAGAUUUAAGGCUUUUCAUCUUUUCAUCUACCUAAUUCAUUAACCUUUCAAACCAUUUUAUACAGCACAAUAGCACCACAGACUCUUUGAUACACUGAUAAGUCGAAAAUAUAUGUGAUGUCUCCGCACCUCCCUUUUAAACCAGAUAAAAUAUUUGAUAACCUAUUUCCAGCUCUGUUUUUUUUUGUUUUCAGUCACUGCCCUGUGAAUUACACCUGUUUAUCAGUUGGUGAUAACCCCAAUUAUGGCUACACGAACUUUGAUAACUUUGCAUGGUCUUUGGUCACUGCUUUUCAACUUAUAACAAUGGACUUUUGGGAGAACGUCUUCAACUAUGUGAGUAAUGGAACCUCUACCUGUUCAUCUCUUGGCAUUUAACGUAACUAACUCAAACAACCUCAAUAAUUAAGCCUCCCUCCUCAUUCAUGUGCACAUAAUUGACUAGCGAUUGGGUAAACAUGGAUCCUGGUUGGUUAAUUACUUCGAAAAAGUGUCGUCAUUGCCUAAAUUGUUGGUUUCAAAUGGGCGAGCAUAAAAGGUGUUUUUACGUUUUCAAAAAAGAUCAUAAUCAAACUAAACAAGCUUUGGUGAGAAUCAUUGCCUGUCUUAGUUUUAACUUCUUGAAGCUAACAGAAAUCGCUGCCCAGUUAAGAGUUUUAACGGAUACACUGCAAAAAAACAAAACAAUUACUUUGUAUAUUUUUUUUUCGUGUUUUUACCAUACAGGUACUUUCUUCAAUGGGUUCUUGGUACGUGUUUUAUUUUAUGUUCGUGGUGUUCUUUGGUUCGUUCUACCUCAUUAAUCUGGUCCUUGCAGUAGUGGCUGUUUCAUAUCAACAGGAAGUAGUGGCCAUGCAAGAAAGGGUAAGAGAAGCAAAUAAACACUUUGGAAAUCUUUAUGGUAAUCUAACAGUUUUACUCGGCUAAUUACAGCUAUAUUAAGAUGUUAUUUUUUGUGCCCUCCGUCAGGUAAAGACACCCUUAUCGUCUCCGUUACGUGUGCUCAGUAGAACAUGCAAUACUGUGUGGGAUUGUUACAUUGUAGACGUUGUGCAUUACUUUUGUUCUUGUUUUUCAUACAGGAUGCAAAUUAUGAAGAGCUGAAAGCUGUUGCAUCUUCCUACUCAUUUCACGGUCGUGCUGCUCCCAAGCUUCUUGCCGAAAACGGAAAACUUAAUCCUGAAGCUUUGGUAACUAAAUGCAAACUGUCCCUUUGUGUGCCUUGCUUUAAAGGCACUCCGAGCUCAAAAGCCCAAGAACUAAAGAGCGUAAAUGAUGGAAGCCAUGUGAGUCUGCACUACUCACCAAAUGGAUUCAACUCAACGGACAACAAGACAGCCACCGUGGAUAAUUCUACAGUAUCCGAAAUAAAUGAACGUUUGACGACGGCAAAACUGCCGAAUGGAAAUGACAUGCAGAUACGUUUACCGCCCGUUUGCCAAUCCCAAUCCUGUACUAAAUUUCCAACAAACGGAAUUAAAUCAGAGACGGGUCAAAAUUCACAUUCGGGUUCGAAAUUUUUAGAAGUGAAGCCAUCUUGGGCUAGAACGCUAACUGUUAUAAGUGAAAAUGAGACAACAGAAGUUGAAAAUCACUUCACAAGAGAAGAUAAUUACGAUGGACAGAGAAGAGUAACAUUCCCUGAAAUUUCUACAGGAAUAUCACCGUUGGGAACUCCUCGGGGAUCGGUGGGAUCAUUGCGUAAGGGUGAAUCUCAAGAACAAACUUCUAGACACCGUAAGGAGGAUUUAUCCAGAAGGAAAACUAUCUGCAAACGUAUUUCUAAGCUGACGAUGGAUCCUUUAUUUGAAAUGUUUAUAACGUUUUGCAUCCUUUUAAACACCCUGUUUUUGUCUUUGGAAUACCAUGACAUGAACAAGAAAUUCAAAAUGGCUCUGGACAUUGGUAACAUGGUAAGUGUGAUGUACCGAAAUUAUUAUUGCCUGCCCCAAUUAAUCGCACCGGUUGGUGAGGUGGUAAAGGCACUAGUUACCGACAAGAUUUGACCUUAUGUUACCUAUCAUCGUAAAGCCUAUGAAAAUGUGUCGACUCUUCAAACUACUUUUCUUCGUGGGCUUCGUUUAUCUACUGAAUAUGUAAAAAGAACUGACUUAAUUUUUGCAUGGCCGAAUUAACAUCACCGGUUGGUGCAGUAGUGGAAGAAGUAAUUAUAGUGACAAAAAAAAACCGGAAUAAAUAUUCUCAAUGCUUUGCAAUGAUAGGAAGAGCCAUUCUAAGGAAGCGAACAUAGAGUCAAAUGUAGUUACUCUUACUGCCUAAUGUUUUUUUAUCGUCAUUAUUUUUUCAUCAGCCGCUUUCUGUUUCUUUUCCAUUAUUGUCCUCAUUCCCCUACUGAAUUUACCAAAAGAGAUGAUUUUAUUACGUCUCGCAUUCUACUCAGAUGAAAUUUUCUAACGUCAUAUGGCAGUGGAGUGUAUACAUAGCAUGUUUUUUAAGAAAUCGGCUUAUUUUCCUUUUUCCUUUUUAGGAAAUAUCCUUAUAUGUGACUUUUAAUCUGCCAAUAUUUGACAUAUUGGCAAAUGAAACAUCUUUUCUGAACAGGUUUUUACGUUCGUGUUUCUCCUGGAGAUGGUAAUGAAACUGAUAUCGUUUGGUCCGCGUGGAUACCUGAAGAGCCGUUGGAACAUAUUUGAUGGUUUCAUUGUGAUUAUUAGCAUCGUGGAUCUCAUUCUGGAAGUCUCUGAUAUUGGAAACGGUGGUGGAUUUAGUGUUCUUAGGACAUUUAGACUGGUUAGUAGUGUAACAAUCGUUUCAAUCAUUGAGAAAGGCGCAUCUGCCAUUCGUUUUAAAAGUGCACGGUACCAAAUGUGUUAAAUGGUUUCAAUUCAUGGCGGAGAUCGGUUUUUUAAUUCUUUGACUCUUGUAGUUUUUAUUUUUCUUAAACCUUUUUUUUUUGUAUAAUUUGUUUCCAGCUGCGCGUGUUCAAACUGGCUCAAUCAUGGAGGACAAUGAACAUGCUGCUCAGGACCAUCGCUGGCAGUAUAGGUCAGCUUGGUAACCUCACGUUAGUGUUAGGAAUUAUUGUAUACAUGCUUGCAGUGGUUGGAAUGCAGCUCUUUGGAAGGUAAUGUCAGAAUAAAUUGAUUUGGACAACUUUGUACCCUAAAAGGUUUAAUUACAAUACUAGUCUAUAGUGGUCAAUUUCUGUACCUUUGACAGAAAAAUCGUUGUACAGUCUUCACAUCUGUAAGCUCAUUUCAGAGGUUUUCAGAUUUUAUCUGUGAUUUAGGGUUUAAACAACGAAGUUACAUUGGGUUCAGCCGCUACCUACGAAUGUUUCAUAUAUGGCACAUCACCAAUCAGUCAACUUAUGAACUCUACAUCUUAUUUCACCAGUUCUUACACAGAAGAGAAAUUUAAUGGCGACAUUCCUCGUUGGAACUUCAACGAUUUUGGCCGGUCAUGUAUGAUGAUAUUUAGAAUUCUGUGUGGAGAAUGGAUAGAGCCGUUGUACGACUGUAUGAGAGCGACCAGUCCUGUGUCAUUCUUGUUUUUCCUCACUGCAUUAGUGAUCGGUAACUUUUUGGUGAGUCGUAUUACAAUGUUAUAAAUACCACUUGAUUUGUAAACCGACCUUUAUCCGAAUUAGACUGAAGCGAAUGUUCUUAAACUCAUAGCAGUUUUUUAUUUUUAUCCGGUUAGGGGUUGAGUCAUUUUUUUGUGACCUGAUUAUCUUGUCUACUUUAGGUAUUAAAUCUAUUUCUUGCUCUGCUGCUUAACGCCUUUGCUCGUGAGUCGCUGCAAGAUGAAGCAGAGAAGAAAAGCGAUGCUAAACCAAGCAAGUUUUAUCAAGGGGUCCAUAGACUUAGUAAAGUUUUGCGGAUAAGUAACAUGUUACCACGUCGCUCGCAAGUGAAACCAUCAGACGGGUCCCAGACUUCCGCGGAUAUUGGAUCAGUGAGAAACACGGACAACAAGGGUGAGUCUUGUGCGUCAACUUCCAUUUAUUUUGAAGAACUUCUCUAAGAAAAAUCGCAUUCUCUGAAAUUUAGUUAACAAGCUUCCUUUGAGUAUGUUUUUUCUUCUUGACUUGCAAUUUUAACAUGUUAGGCUGCUUUGUCAAAAGAUCAUUAAAGGUUCUCAGUCCCACUUUGCUGUUUUGUGUUAUCUCGAGUACUAAUUUGUACCACAAGCUUAGUUGUCUCCAAAUUACUUUUUAUCAGAUUCCUCAAAUGGAUCUUCAGCUUUGCUGACUGCGGUGACAGCAUUUCAGAAGAAAGGAAGACUCAAUAGAGAUCACAUGAAAAGGGUGAGUGUAUAGCACUGUCACAGCAGUUGUGAAACCUGAGUGUACAUCGCCAACUUUCGUGUUGAUGGACGAAACCCUGUGAAGAGGAAAUUUACAAACAAUUCAAUUUUCAUUCUGUUUCAAAGCUAUUAGUUUUAAUUUUUCCAAAACUUUGAUUUAAUCGAGAUUUUUAAAAGGCACUUCUUAAGUUAAACAGUUGGUGAACCGAAGAUUCUUGGAGUUUGGAAUGCUGGACGCAAAGAGUCAACGGAUAAUGUGUUGUAAAUGUAAUAACAGAAAAUACUUCAAAGCUAAAAAAAAUACAUACAAAACUGUUGUCGACUUCUCGUGUUUUCUAGUCCUGAAUACUGAUUCUCAUUCGAUGGUUGAAAGUGUUAAAUACGGAAGCUUGACACGUGUAUGUGCUACUGUUGUGUAUUCAGCUUUCCAUUGCAAUUGAAGCAGCAAAUAAAGAUUCCGUUACAUCCAGCACAGUACUUAGCUUAGCUCGCUCAUCUGCAACAUUACCCAGCCCGCGACAGAGUGUCCAGGCUGAUCAGACGGGACGACCUUCAGGUGAUCCCGUUAUGACCGAGGUUCAGGAGUGCUGUCCUUGUUGGAUGAAAUUCUGCACCUGCCACUGCAUUUCAAAGUGGAAGGAGUCACGCGGUUAUCGUGCGUGGAGGAGUAUGCGCCAUAAGAUCAAGAAGCUAGUUGAGCAUCGGUAUUUUGAGUGGGCGAUUCUUCUGAUCAUAGUCGCUAGCAGCAUCACGCUGGUAAGAGCAUACGCAUUUCGUUACAUAACAUUUUUCAAUAUCCAUACCGCAACCCUUGUGGCCUUCUUGAUUGUUAAUAUUGAAUUCUCUCAACUAACCCGUCCGUUUUUCGGGAAAUUAAGCAUUUUCCUCAUCCCCCAGAUUUUAAGUCGGCCUCAAUAUAAAGUUUGUUUAAAUUUAUUGUUUAAGAUACUCGAUACUGAAUAAGGGUGUCACUAGAGAGCAUGUCUCAAGGUAUCUCUUUCCUGAGUCUAAAGUACGGCAAAAGGGUACCUAUUCUUUGCAGCACCCAAAGAGAAUAAAAUGGAUCGAGAAAUUACGCGUUUAUGGAAAAAAUUCAAUGAUGGGGCCAUACCAAUGGAACCUCAUCAGGAAAACCAUCUUUUUCUGUUGAUAGUAUUUUGUGCACUUGAUAUGAUAUUUUGCACUCUUCUUGAACUUUUACAGUGAAUUUCAAUCAUACUUCCAUGAGCAAGACGAACAAUCUCUGGUGAUCCAAUUUUUGGUUUGGUUUUCAGGUAUUCGAGGAUGUUCACCUAGACAGUCGUCCUACAUUGAAAAAGGUUUUAAAUUAUCUCAACAUCGUGUUCGCGGUGGUUUUUAGUGUGGAAUUCCUCCUCAAGACUCUCGGAUUGGGGUUUCUUACCUAUUUUAAGAACGUGUGGAAUUGCCUGGAUGUGAUAAUUGUUGCUGUAAGUAAAGAACAUUAAAAACAGUGAAAAGCUAAAUUAUGAUAUGAUUGAGAAAGGAAUGCAUAAUACAUUAGUUUAGCAAACUAGUAAUUGAUAAUUUAAAUCGUAAUAAGAAAAAUUCAGUAAAAUCUGUAAUAAACCUGUCAUUCUCUGUAACAUUAAGAACGAACCAACUUCAUGUUACUUGCUACUAAGAUCACAGGCAUCCCAAAUCCAUUAAGCGAGCGCUUGUUGAAAUUAACAGUUUAAGACCGAAUAGCAAAACCAGCCCAAAUUGCCUCAGAAGUACACAUGGACACAAAAUACAGCACAUGUAAUUGUGUUUUAUUUCGUUUCGUCACAAUAAGCUAAGAUAUGGCGGAUUUUCUUGAAUUUUUACCGUUCCGAUAAAACUCAGUAAAUCGCUUCAUUAGGCAUCAAUACCAGAUGUAUUAAUUUUUAACAAGCGCUCGCUUAAUGAGUUUGGGAUGCCUGUGCUAAGAUUGAAUGAGCUACCUAACGAACCCGCUUUUCCGACAUCUGUUUAUAACGGACAGUUUAGUUCGUCCCGACGAGAAGCUUAUUAUAUAUUUUCUCAUAAGAUUAACCCGCAUAAUAUGGACACCGCUUGGUACGGACGAAGGACACUUCUCUGUGUUCCGAGCCACGAACUCACAUAUCUCGUCAACUCCGCUUUACCACCACUGGUUAACUGCACACCGACCAUUUUCCAUAUCACAAUCAUUUGCUAGCUCAUUCUUGACAUUAGGCAUGUCCAAAUAAGGACAUAUUCCUAUGGGUUAAUGUGAUGUUAUUUUUUAAAAAAAAGUAGCCAAAAAGUGUGAGACAUUUUAUUUUGAUAAGUCUAUAGUUGGCUGUAGUGUUGAUAUGAACCUUUUCUGCCUUGUACUAAAUAAAUUUCACUUCCUUGGCACCAUUUGCUGCUGCAAUCACUGCUCCCACCCCUACUUUCUCUUUAAUUCUGUCUGCCUUUUUUUCUAAGAGCCCGCUUGACCUGACGGCCACGGCACCACAACCGCAUGUCAACUUAGUGUCCGUGAACCGCGUUCCACAGGAUCACCAUGCACUGUCACCAGAGCCCCUCAGUCAGGGGUAAAUUACACAUAUUCCCGUGGUAACUCUUGGGUUUAGCUUUAUGGACAAAACUACAGUGUUACACACUUUUCAGUCAGUUCAAGUACCCACUUUCGUUCUUCAGUAUUCACUUUUCGAAUUUCACUUGCAUCAAAUCUGGAUCCUGAUUUUUUUUUUUUUGCUCUCUUCAGAUAACUAACAUUCUGCUUUUCUUCCAUUUGCCACGUUGACGUCCUUAUGUUUAGUACCUUUGCAGAAUUUACCCUCAGAAUUCCGAUUUCACUUACAAAUUCUUUAAAAUUUACUCCAUCACGGUAAAGAUUAAUAUUAUAAAGGAAAUUAAGGGAGAUGUAAAGAAUCAACCAUAAGAGGACACAGAAAAAAAUCUGAGCCCCAGAUGGGAUUCGAACCUACGACCCUCCGUGUUCUAGAAUUUCUAGGAUGUUGUACAGUAACUUAUUAUUUGUAAUUCGUUCCGACUGUCAGUAAAUAACUGAAUAGGAUGAUUAGGCUCUCAAAAACCUAAAACAUUGAUACCAUGCCUCGUCCUUCCCCCACUUUUAUUGAUUGUGUUUUGCUUCUUAAGUUAGACACAUUAUUAAACCAUGCAUAUAUAGCGCUUUGGUUGUUCAGUGAUAUUUAUCUUUGGCACUUAAACAACUAUGUAAUUCCAGUUUGAGCAUAAACAAAGUAAGACCGAAAACUACCAUUUAAUUGAAUUCUUUACUUUCAGAUAUCCUUACUCACGGCUGUAGAAUCUGUCGACGAACUUAACUCUGUAAGAAUCUUAAACUGUUAACCAUACCAUAAACUGACUAAAUUUUUAAUAUUUUUGUUCAGUGCAUGAGCAUUAAUGAAAAAUCAACAAUUAACUUUGCGUUGGACCAGCUAUACACUAACUCAGCAAAAGAUAAAGAUUAGCCUAGAAGCUCUACUAAACCUCACAAAAUUCUGUCACAUAUAGUCUCUUUCCCGUAAAGCACUAACCUUUUUCCUUAUCAUAACAUUGCAAUAAAACAAUAAUUUAACUGAUUUUGUUUGAAUAGAGUUGCUUAAACAAUUGGAAAAAAAAAUAGCCAUCGAUCGUGGUUGUUGGUAAUACUAUUUCACCUCAACCUUGCUGACAAGAUGAAAACAUCGGUGAAAGGAGAGGAGAUUUCAAUACCUUUGUAUGCAACUGAAACGAAUUAAUCUGUAAUUUAAAUUGACACAUACAUGAGUGAAAUGGAACUUUAAAAUCAACCUAAUAUUAACGAGACACUUAUUUCAUCCAAAUUUGAUUGUAAACGAUGCUCACAACGAGGUUCGCUGUACCUCUGGUUUCCAUAGCAGCUGAGCAAAUGUCUGUUAUGCAAGAAGGAAAAUUACUAUUUAAAAUGCUCAGAGUAUACAGCCCUUGGGGCCAGUUCAGGCUCCGUACUUAGCAUGAACCGAAUCGAAUUCAAAGAAUUAACGGCGUCUUAAUCAAUCUGAAUCGGAUGAUUGAAUUUGGAUCGGCUCAGCCUUGAAUAACAGCUGUGCACCAGCGUUGAUUCAGACGCCGAACUUCACAUGGACCGAACUAGAUGCAUAAAUUCUAUAAUGAGAAUGCGCGUUUUUCCCUUUUGAAUUUAUUUAUAAAUUAAAGAUCGGCGUCUGAAUCAAUUCAGACGGCCUGAAUUAAUUUGAAUUGGUCUAAAUUCUAAUUCGAUUCUGCUCAUGUGAAGUACGGCUUCUGAACCGGCCUUAAUCAGAUUAUCAAGGUGUUACUCUUCUGACUCUAUGGGUUUGACCAUUCAGUCAAAUGAAAGCCAGUACUAAAUAAAAGUACUUUUCUCUGGUACAUAUUCUUAGUGCUUCACGAGAUUGUUUUCUUGGAAGCUUUGACAAUGAAAUCCUUUUACUAUUUGUUACGCCCACCCUAAGGAUGAAACUAAGGGUCGCCAAGAAUUAAUAUUGAUAAUGACUGUUACUAUCUUACAGAUUUCUUUGACUUCUGUGGCCAAUCAAACGUCCACAAACGGAGACAGCGACAGUAGCCUCUCUUCAUUUCGUUCCAUUCGUACAUUGCGAGCACUUAGGCCACUUCGGGCUAUAUCACGAUGGGAGGGAAUGAAGGUAACAAAAAUCUUAAAGAUGUCAACGGUAUUAACUACAUGAGUGUGCCUUGCAACAACAUUGGGUCACGCUAGUUUUAAGCUGUUCGCACUGUGCUGGAUAGCUUUUGAGCGGCAACGAAAAUCAUGUCCAUAGAAACCGAUAGAGCUUUUGUUCAAACACAAGAAACAGAUGUUGAUUUCGUCGCGAUUUCUGGGACGGACCAAAGCUGUGCUUCGUCGAUCACGAAAGUGGAGAGUCACAUAUCAGAUAGGUUUUGUGCCAUACUUUGGUGCAGUGUGAACACCGUAGAUAAAUGAGGGGGGCGCGGAACCCACUGAGGGGGAAGUAAAUAUUCACGAGUUAGGACUGGAAUUGAGUGCACCAAACCCUCUCGGCCAACCAUGCUGCUGGGACGAUGUGAACGACUUUUGUCGCCCCGGCGGGCCGUUGCUGUUCAUACUAGAGACCUUAAGAUCCGACGACGGCGACGGCAACGAGAAAGUCACAAAAGCAAUGAGUUAAAUAACCAAAAAACAAUUUUGCACGGGCAGCACACUUUUUUGUACAUUUCUUUACCGUCACUGCACGACUUCGACUUGAAAAUGCCUAAUUUCACGUCGCACAGAGGAAGUACACAAGCGCCUACGAAAUUUCCUCCCUCUUUCUGAACUUGGAUAUGGUUCCUAGGAAUUCAACUUUAGAAGGGUUCACCUUAAUUUGACAAAGUUAGUGACUUGGAGUAAUCGUAAUGAAGAUUGAAAUAACGCGAAUUCACUUUUAGUGACGUUUUCUCUGCCGUCGCCGUCCUCGGAUCUUAAGGUCCCUACUCUCCCGGAUUGUACCGGAUAGCUGUUCGUGUUGACACGACGCACAAAAAGCUAUCCGGUAUAGACUUAUUAUGAAAAUAGCCUUAAAGUAGAGGUUGGACAUCCAAAUACAGUAUUACAGCCGGAUAUAAUAAAGUCCCAAAGGAUUGAUAGAAUGUGUUCGCUUUAACAGGGAGACUUUUCCCCUUAGUCUUAUUUCAUACAUUCUGUUGUAACUAAUUGGGCCGGGAGGGACGGGUAAGCCGCAUAUGGUUUGUUAUACCGGGGACGUUGUUAUACAGCUGGGUUCCACUGCUGUAGCGUUCUACAAACUGUGGUUGGUACUGCUUGGAUGAAUAUCAACAGGUUUUUAAAAUUUCACUGAUACUACGUAUAGAAACCAUCACAUUUUUUAGUAGUUCCCCUUUUUGAAAUUUGUAGGAAUAGCGGUACUUCAUUCUUCCGAUAACAAUUUAACAUGCUACAUUAAAUCUGUGUUUUUUCGAAGGUUGUGGUGAAUUCAUUGCUGUUUGCGAUCCCCGGUAUCGGUAAUGUACUGUUGGUUUGCAUGGUGUUCUGGCUUAUAUUCAGCAUUGUUGGAGUGCAAUUUUUUGGUGGUAGAUUCUUCAAAUGUGUAGAUGGUGAUGGGGAGCGGUUACCUAGCAGUGUAGUGCCAAACAAAAGUGCAUGCAUGCAGAAUGCAGACUAUCGAUGGAUAAAUUCCAACAUCAACUUUGAUAACGUGUUUAAUGGUCUCAUUGCUCUUUUUCAAGUGGUGAGUUUGUUCACGAUUCUUUCUUUGAGUUAUUAAAAAUUUUUCAAGACAAAAGCUCGGGUAACUUUCCUUUAAGGUAACUUGGUAGGCAAGCAACACAUUUUGUAGUAAACUACCACGAAAUACAACAUCAACAAGGAAAGGCAAUGGAAGAGCGAGAUAAACUCAGGUUACACCACAGGUUGUCCAGACUCUGUGGGACUGGUCUGCCUGUGGUAUACAGUUUCCUGUGUGUUGGUGUCAGCGCUCCGUCUUUGCCUGUGUUUAAGGCCAAAGUUAAAAAUUAUUUUCACCCAACUAGCCCACCACCUAGCUAAUUAUGACCACUCAUUAGCGAUUAGCCUGUGUUAUUGGCAAUUAACUGAUUAAAGAUAAAGGAAAUUAAUGAUAUUAUGACACGAAACCCACGUUUGUCUUGACGCUAAUAAAAAUUUGAACUGAGAUCAGGGAGUACUACAAAAACCACAGGCUUAAAGGAAACAGCGGAUUAACACCCUUCAGGCUGAAAUUUGGCCGAAAUAGCACCUAAGAACGGAUUCAGCCUGACAAAAUAAGUAUCUUCGACAUUUACUCAGGUACGCACAAGUAAAGUAUUACAGUGCGACUACUAUAACCGGGGCCACCUAAUAGACAAAGUUGACCAAUCGGAUUACACGAAAAUAACAAUACAUUCCUAAAGAGUUGGUGGUCAAUCACAAUAACUACGAAAUGAAAUAAAAAACAUGCAUCGAAAUCAACCAAAUACAACCUACAGACGUGAAAAUUUGAACCCGCUGAAGAAAGACUGUGUUUCCGUUAGAGUGAAUGAUGGGGACAAAAAACGUAAAAGUUAGUUAUAUUUUUUGACUUGAGAUCUCAUGUCAUUAAAAAGCGCGGCAGUGGUAGCGAAGAAAUUGCCAGUAGAUGACAAAAUAACAGAUUGGUGUCAAACAAAUAUGUCUCCUGGGUUUUAUAUGUAAAGUUUCGAAUAGAAAAACAUUGUCUGUUGAAACACUUUGCUUUCUUCAAAAAUGUCUGCUUUUCAAUUUCGUACUUCGAGUACCUUAUGUUUUUUUGCGAGCAGCUGAUUGGCCCACAACUAACUUUCUUGGAAUGUAUCGUUAUUUUUCCGUAAUCUGAUUGCUCAAUUUUGUUUAAGUGAUCGCUCUGCAAGGUUGUUAUGAGGCGAGUUACGAACUGUCAUAAUUACUUUUUAGGCCACGUUUGAAGGAUGGAUGGAGAUCAUGCGAGAUGCCAUUGACGCCAGGGAGGUACGAGAAACUCACAAUUUGAUGUUCAUUUUUUAGCACCUUUGACACUUUAAAUUAUUCGAGAUCAUAUAUACUUAUAUAUUGAAAUGGUGAUGAAAUUAAUGUUACAAGACUUAUAACCCAUUUUCCUCUCUCUUCACAAUAAAUGGAUAUUCAUUUUUAACGUGAUAUCGUGGACUGAAUAUGAAGGUAAUUGAUGCGCACCAAAGAACUUUACAGUGCAACUACUCGAACCGGAACACUUGAAAGAAGAUUGUUCAAUCGCCACGAUUUCUGAAAACAAAAGAUUUUCAGUUUUUUCUUUGCAAAAGGACCAAUAACAUUCCUAAAUUUGAGAGCUGUUUUCUGAGAGGUCGGGUAAGUUAAAACGGUUUUAAAAUUUUUAACGAUUACAUAGUUGUAUCUUGAAAUUCAUUGGUCCGUGUGCACUGAAGAAAACGGAUAAUAUUUUGUUUUCAAAAAUGGUUAUGAUUGGAAAAUCUUCUCCUAUAUGCCGCGGUUCGAGUAGUCGCACUGUAAAACUUGAAGCCGGUUGCAAACACUAUGAUUGUUCUGAUAUUCUUGGGACUCAUUAGUUUUAAAGAGCAAGUUCAGUUAGUCCAGACAAAUUUUGAUUUCGCACUUUCUCCUAAACCUGACGUCUGUUUCGUCCAAGUGAAGAAAGAAAGACGGUACUCGUUAGUUUUACACAAUACAGUGUAAGCUUUCCCAUCCUCGGAGACCCAGGGGCUGUUAGCUGGUCCGGAAAAACGGCGGCUAAAGAUUUCACUAAAGACGGUCGAGAGAACCCCUGGAAUGCUACUCUUAACAAACCAGUUCCACUACUCAUUCAAACGCUUAUCUCUGAUUGGGCACAAGAAAUAUUUUUGUGCCCAAUCGAAGGCCAGCAUCUAUCGCGCUACUUUCUUGUACGAAGAUGUUUACCAGCAAAUUCGACUGUUCGCCAUACACGUCUGGCUCUCUUAAUUGUUCUUGAAAACUUUCGCAGUUUUUUCCCAACCCGACAAACCGCCCCGGUGGCUCCUCGCGAACACUUGUCUAUUGUUGGAUCCAAAGUCGGCUGGCUGCAUGCCUCUAUAAUACGGACACCUCCGUUAUGCGGUUGACCUGCUAAUAUGUCACUUUGGUGUCCGUGUUAAAGAGCCUUGACUGUGCUAAGGUGUUGUUUCUCUCUUCAGCUCGACGAACAGCCAGAAAGCCAACACAGCUUUGCUUCUUAUUUGUACUUUGUGGUGUUCAUUAUCGUUGGCUCAUUCUUUACUUUGAAUCUCUUUAUUGGAGUCAUCAUCGAUAACUUCAAUCGGCUCAAGAAACAGGUAAAACAAAGUUAACAAACUUUAUAGCGCUUGUUUGCCGUUUGUCUCACUGCAGUCUCUUUUUCAUUCUUAUUUGUGGCGUUUCGACCGCGUAGUGCUGGUCCUCAACAGGCAAUCGCGUCGAUUUUCUGUGCAGGACUUGGGUGAGAUUCGUAUCGCACAAGCACGAUGCUACCAUAUGCGUAGAAGAAAAAAAAAAAAGAAACACGAUACUGCGGCAUGGCACACUGACACCAUCGCCUGAUGAAGACCAACUACACGCGGUCGAAAGGUCGCGAACAAUAACUAGGUAACUAUCGUGAGGCAAACGCUAAACUGACGAGCCAUAUCAUGCACAUGACGCGAUGAAUAAAAACUUUCAUAAUUUUCCAUUUAACGUUUACGCUGCUGUCUUGAAAAGGUGUCGUCUCUGGCUUGUGUCUAAGGAAGGUGAAGGAAUGUCCCCCGACAAGAGAUCUCUUGUGUAUGCCCAUAUCAAUGAUCAUUUUAAGAUAAUUUCUCUUUAUUUCUGCUAAUAUAUAGUUUUUUUUAAAAUAACCAUAUGAUUACAUUGCAUGCCCUUGUGGUUCAAGAUUCUUCCGGCCUUUUUUCGGGCGUCCAUGGCCAAUGAAGACCGCAUUUCAGUUUCGCAGGGACGGAAUAGUCCCUGAUGACAAAUAAGGAGGGGUUGCGCAUUGCCUUCAAAUCAAUACCUAUAACGCGUUGGCUGUAAUUUCUCCGAAAACUACUGAUAAGAAUCAUAAACACAUAUCAUAGUAGUACUUUUGCAAUUUUUUCACGGCUCAAUUCUUCUACAGUACGAGGACAGUGGCGCACUAGACAUUUUCUUGACACCGUCCCAAAAGGCUUGGUUCAACACUCUGAAAAAAGCAGCCAAUAAGAAACCUAAGAAAAUGAUCAGCCGCCCAAAGGUUAGUACUUCAUCAUGUAAAACUUUCGACUGUUCAGCGACGUGAGUCCUUGACUUAAUGCAUCUAAUUUAUAUACAACUGUUAUGUUUUCCUUCGUACUAAUCAAUUAAUCCGAUCUCUAGUUUUAUUGAAGCUCGUUUACGGGGGGUCUAGAUAAAUGACAAACCACAAAAGAUUGAUUAAAUCGGAUGUGAGCAACUGCCCAAGUUUUCAAAAGAUAAAAUCCUAUGUUGAAAAGUUAAAGAAAGUCUUGUUGGGCAGAGCAAUAAUGGGAGCUUAAGAAAGUAAUUAGAAAAUUCAAAAACUGGAUAACCACUUGCAAAAACCUGCAGAUAGGGGAGGAGGUAGGGUGAGUGGAUGCUAACACAAAGUCACGUGCAUUCUAUCGUUCGAGGGGGUAAUGACAAUUGACCAAUUACCUUAGCACGGCGCAUAACAAUUAGAUGCGGUUAAAAGCAACUCGACAAACCAAAAAUUUCUCUCCUUAUCAAUUAACUCAAAGCACUACGAGGAAACAUAAAAAUCCUAUUUGCCCGCAAUAUUUCUUGUAUGCCACUUCGCUGAAGACACAGGAUAAUACAGAUGUAGAUAUGGAAAUUUGUCUUUUGACCAUUGCUAAACGGCGCCUGGGAUAUCUUGAAGUCUUUCCAGCCAUGAUCGCGGUUACCUUUCGGGAGAUGAACAGCUCUGACAGCUCUAGCUAGUAUAUUCUUUUUUUUUUUUUCAGUUCUCCUUUUACACAAAAACUACGUCGCUGUAAUCUAUGAUCUAUACCUAGGAAUCUGUUUAUAACAUCCCAAUAGAUGUGCGUCUCUUUUUUGUAUUUUAGGUGUGGUGGCAGGCUCGUCUGUUUGAUAUCAUUCACAGCUCUAAAUUUGAGACAGCAAUAAUGUUGCUGAUUUGUCUUAAUAUGUUGGUCAUGAUGAUUCAGCAUUAUGGCCAAAGCCAACAAGUCAACUUGACCAUGAAUAUCCUUUUAUUUUGUUUGUUUUUUAGCAUAGUAGUGUACCCGCAAGUCUUACGUAGUCAGUUUUGUCAUGCUCUAGAGUAUAGACAAUGAAUGACGGGGAAAUGAUGGUGCAUUUUUUUCUCGUCUUGCCUGAAGGGCAAUUUUUAGAAUUUUAAGAGAAAAGGUCGACGGAAUUAAGCGUUCAAAAAUUGCACCGUUAUUGUAAACAACAAGUUGACCGCAACAUUCCAAAGUCUACACUCGUAUAGAUCAUGAAAGUGACAUUAAAAUGUUCAAAACUUUCAAGUGAAACUACUCGCCUGCGGCUUCUACUUGAGUUUUUGAACAUUGACGUCUUAUUCUAUAAUCUAUGAGUGAGGAAUGUAGAUAUUAUUUAUACGACAAACUGAGGUCACUGAGGGUGUGAACGUGUCCCUGUAUCUAUCGCACGUAAUAGCUUUUACCAUUUCACAGUCAAACAGUCCACACGGAGUAAUCAUGAGAAAGUUGGAGCCAUGACUUUGUACAACUCAAUAAACAGCAUCACAACAGUUCGGAUAGUGUUACUUAUAGUUUUCGGCUGAGCAUUUUAUACACUCACCACUCAAACGUUAGAACCAUCUCAGUGUACAGUAUAAUAAUCUAUACCAAAGGAAACGUCGGUCGACUUUAAGUUCACCGCGGCUUACAUUUAGCUGCUAUGAAACAGGAUUUCUUCCAUGAACAGACCUGACAGACUCAAAAUCUAGAACUAAAAAAUAGAGUGGGAUGGCAUUUUAAAACAAACAAAACUGGAACAACCUUAACUCGUAUCCCGAUAUUUCUCGGGUCCUCACAUAUAAUAAAUCUCGUAUUUACUGCGAUAUUUACCUUGGAGGCAUUUGUCAGGAUUAUAGCUCUUCGCCUGCAUUAUUUCACACAGCCGUGGAAUAUCUUUGACUUUACCAUCGUUAUUCUAUCAAUUAUAGGUAAGUUUAAAAAUAGAAUGUCAUUUUAAAAGCAAUUGAUGGCUGUGGUCGUUACUUAAUCACUUGCUUUUAACUUCAAUAUAUAUUUUACAACAUUUUGCUUAGUAUUUUCAACUUCUUUUGGUCUUUCUGCGGUGGAAAAAGUCAGUGAAAAAGUGUUUUCUUUAUCGUUGAGCCUCUCGUUGGUGACCACCAAAGUUGCUGCCAGACUUAAGCGCUGUCACUUAAGGGCUUAGUCGUCUACUAGAGAUUGCAACUGUAGUGCUGAAAAAAAAAAAUUGGUGUUCUGGAUACUGAUGAAAUAAAACCCAUUGUUUCACAAGAACACUUAAAAUAUCCUUUAUUUACAUCCAUAUUUGAGAGAUUUGCAUGAUAAGACGAAAAAGAAAAAAAAACCGAAGUUACGACAAAAUAUGCGAUUCACUCGACACCUCCUAUCAUGGCAACAAUCCUCCUUCGUAUCCAAUACCGGCUCCAGAAUUGAGCUGUUCUGUUUUGCUCUUUAAGAAUCUUUAUUGUCCAAUUUGGUCGCACCUUUGGAGUCAUGUGGCAUGGCUGAUAUCGUUAAAAUAUGGCGAACUUUGUUCAUACACGUUCCUGUAACCGUGGGUCUAAAGUACAAGUUAUUUUAUAUUCAGUAAAGCUGCUUUUAAAACCACAAAGUUUGUUUCGCGCAUCGAUACUCCAAUAACAUACUUAUUUGGUGUUCUUUAUAGCAGGUCAAGUAAACACUUGACAUUUAUUGUGAAAUGCGGUGCUUAAGAGCAUUCCAUUAGUGUUGUUUUUUCAGUGUUUAUUAGCGAGUCAGUCACCCAUUCCCGCAAUUGUGCUGCGCGAGUUUUUUAAAAACUGAAUUGAAGUGAUUGAAGAAUGCUAAUGAUGGGUUCUUUUACCGUACCCUCAGUUUUUGGACCGGAGUUUAACUUCACUGCGUAUUGCAUUGCAGUAACUGAAUGUUUCUUAAAGUUUUUCUCGAGUGGCCCGGUAUACGUAGUCAAUAUUUUUCGAAAAAUAUUGCUCAUUUAAGGGAUUUACUUAUCUCUGGUUUGUUCUAUUAGGACGUAUCAUGCAUCCAAAACUAAAAACGGCAAAACUACCGUUCUGAACAACCUUUCCUCUAGUUAUUACAUUAUUUUGAAAAAGUGGAGAUUUGAAGUAAGUUGAAUCCCUCAUCUGUCGAUGUCAUACUAUUAAUUUUCAAACAAAACGAAAACAACAGAACACGUAUUGCUGUGACAUCGGCAUGAAAUGACGUGUACUCACCGCUCCAAAGACUGAACAUGAUGUAAAGGAAUCUAUUUUUGUCAAAAAACUAUUUUUGUUGAUCUUUCUGUGUUCAUUAUGACGACUUGAGUAACACUGAGACUAGAGAGGAUUGAGGUUCCCUGCAGCCAGCAGAGGCCUCUUGUCCCUGAUAUUCGGCUGGUGGGGACGAAAAGAGCCCUCUGCAUGCUAGCGGAAAAUAUAGUCGAGGCGGUAAAUGUCGUAAGUUCCCGGAGUAACUAGGGGGAAGAAGGGAAGUGAAGGCCUUUGUGGGAAUUUUAGGAAAGGUGGAGAAGUUGGCAGGCAUGGAAUAGCAGUGUGGGAGACGGCGGGAGCCUGGAAAUUAGGAAAACGACGUCACUAGCAAAGAGGCCGAUCAUACUGACUUGGUCCACAGUCCUCUCUUAUCCGAUUCAUAAGUGGUCACGGAAAGGUUGCGAGUCUGCGAAUGAUUUUUUAUCUAUUAAGGUUUUCUUCACAUAAGACCGGUUUCCGAGAUCUCGCCUUCUAAAUCCUUUGUAAAUCAUUUGUAAUAUGUGUUCAUAUGAGAGGGCGGGCUUGAGGCGCUAACUUAACUAACGAUACUACAAACAGUACAAUACAUUAACUGGCCUUAAAAAAACUAAUUAACAAUAGUAGUGAGCUGACUGCCAUGGUCGGAGACCCAAGAGCAGUCAGUCGGGUCGAGAGAAAAGGCCGUGCUUGAAAACUUUCGUCCGGCCCGACUAACCGCCCGUGGGUCUCCGAGGAUUGCUGACUAAAAUUCAUACUUGGUUCCGAGGCUUGUAGGAAUAUAAAACAAGUGAAAGAAAUUAUCUUGAGGCUCAGCAAAGAAUGAUACAUUUCUCUUUUGCUUUAUUCCCCAAGCCUCGUAGCCAAGCAUGAAUUUUAAUAUAUCGAAAUUGGUCAACUAUACAUAAUACGAAAAGAAGCAAAAAGAAAAAAAAAAUAAAGAGGUGAAAAUGAAAAAAAAAACAACGAGAAUGAAAAAUUCCUUAAAGAUCACGUGGAAAGCUGUUAGUUGAACACGAAUCCUUUAAUGGACUAUUAGAAAACUUCAGUGACGAGUUAGACGAAAGAAAACAAUGUCAAAAAUGCUAUUCAUGUUUGAAAAUCAUAACGUCUCAAAAGCGAGAAGGUCAUUUGGGAACGAGUACUAGUUUUCCUAAUGCUUCUUCUUCUUCUUCCCCUAAGAAGAAUAACGAUGAGGAGAGUUUAUUUACGCCACUUCUUCGUAAUAGAGACUUUUUCGUAAGAUUGAAGUUUAAACUGGGACUCAAGGACCUUCAAAAACAUUUUUAGCCGAGGGGUUUUGUUACUGGUUCUUUAGCCCCGUGAUGUAGGGUGUGGCUAGCAGCAAAUUUGUCAGCGAUUGGUGGGAGGCAUAGAGUGAGAACACUUGGUAGCGUCUGAGGUUACCGUGGUUACAUAGGCCAAUGGACAUGAGCACAAGACAGAUACUAACUUCAGUUCUGCCUUACAGCAAGUUUUCUGAAAGCAAAAGUUACUGAUUCGCCCCAUUGUCUGUUAUCAGACUGCUCAAAUGCACCAGUCAGUUUACGGUUGAACCUCUAGUAAGCGGCCAGUAAUCAAAGUCCUGAAAUAAUUAUAGAAAAGAAUGGGAGCUGAAACCUAUAUUUAACGGUCAUCGAGCGCUUGAUACAUUUAGUUUGGUUUUAUUUCAAGAAUAUGAUAAAGGAAAAAACAGUCUGUCAUAGGAGGUGAUGACCGACUGUGGACCAGUAAUGCUGCUCCCGUCACGUGUUUGUUUCAAAAUAAAGUGAUGUUUCUGCUAAAGAUUAUGCUCAUGCUAUGCUAGUGAGCGGCCAACCCCCAUUAAUCGGCCACUUGCAGUUACCUGAAGCGUGGCCGCUUAUUGUAGGUUCAACUGUAUUUCAUUUUACAUUUAUUCUUAAGCCUUUGUCUGUUUUAUUUCAGGUAUCAUUCUAGAAUACCUUGACUACAAGUUAUUCGUCACUCCGAGUUUAUUUCGCGUGGCACGAGUGUUCAGAAUAGGUCGACUGCUGCGGUUUUAUAAAGGAGCACGCGGGAUUCGCAGGCUUCUCUUCGCUCUUGUCAUCUCUCUACCAGCACUGUUCAAUAUUGGAGCUUUGUUAUUUCUCGUCAUGUUCAUUUACGCCAUAAUUGGCAUGUCAUCGUUUGGUUAUGUCAAGAAGACUGGCGCACUUGACGACGUGGUAAAUUUUGAGACGUUUAGCAGUAGUAUGCUUCUUUUGUUCAGACUUUCUACAUCUGCAGGAUGGAACGAUGUUCUUGAACCUUUAUUAAUUCAGCCUCCUGACUGUGACGAGAAUUACAUGGGACAACCGAAUGGAAAUUGUGGAAUUCCAUGGCUUGCUACUUUAUACUUUGUCUCGUUCAUACUUUUGACUUUCUUAAUCAUCAUCAACAUGUAUAUAGCUAUUAUCUUGGAGAACCUAAGUCAAGCUCAUGAACAGGAUGAAGUUGGAAUCACGGAUGAUGAUCUAGAAAUGUUUUAUGCGCUGUGGGAACGUUACGAUCCAGAUGCCACUCAAUACAUUCUUCAUUCACAGUUGUCUGACUUUGUCGACAAUCUUGAACCGCCUUUGAAAAUCCCUCAACCAAAUAAAUUUGCGUGUAUUCAUUUGAAUAUUCCUAUUAAGCAAGGAGAUAGAAUUCACUGUUUCGAUGUCAUGCAAGCUUUGGUACGACGAGUUAUUGGAGAAAUCGAAGAGGAGGGUUCGGUUGCGUUUACUCUUAUGAAGUCCCGGAUGGAACAUCAUUUUAUCAGCGCGUUUCCAAAACGCGCAAGAACGCAAACCGAAAGUACAACAUUGAAAAGAAUUCAAGAAAUUCGUGCCGCUACAAUCAUUCAGCGCUCCUACAGACAGUACCGCUUCCAGUUAGAAUUGAGAAAAUUUAGGCUUCAAAAAAGUCACCAUUUUGAACACACUGCAUCUUCUGGUUCCUUGAAAGAAGAUUGGCAGCCCGGUAUCCAAAUUGCAGUGCACGAACGGCAACAGCCUGAGAACAAGUCGCGUGACACUUUAACUAUUACCCCGGAUGAAAGGAGGGCGUGAUUAAGCAGAGUCCUCGCGCUGGCUUGCGAAGAACAAAACAAUAGUCAAUUGGGGUAGCCUUAAAGCUGCAACUAUAAAGCUACCUUGCAAAUUUAGAUGAGUGUUAAAUUUUUAUUGGUUUUUACAGUCAGCUUUUGAUUAGCCAAGACAUUUUUUGAAUGUGAAAGAUUUCCUUUCAAUUGCCUACAAUUUAAAUCGUUUAGAAUUAUACUACACCCUUGAAUUGGAUGUUGGAAAAGAAGUUAAAUUUUAAAUUGCCCUUACAAAUUUAAAGCCCUCGAAGAGAAAGAAUCUAAAAUAUUUUUUGAACGAAAUGGACUCGAUAAACUUACAACUACGAGCCUCAUUUCAGCGUGAG
This is a messenger RNA of Porites lobata, 34585 nucleotides long. The record is from the annotation of a GenBank genome assembly. NCBI's taxonomy places the organism in Eukaryota, Metazoa, Cnidaria, Anthozoa, Scleractinia, Poritidae.